AUGAUGGGCCUUCAACAGCCAGGGCCGGUCUCACGCCUCCUGCAGCUCCCUGGGGAACUUCGCAACAGGAUCUAUCAGUACGCCAUCACUGGCUUGACCGAGAGCGAACCAAUCGACGUUACCAUUCGAGGCAUACCAGAGCCAGAGCUUCUGCGCACAUGCAAGCGCAUCAGAUCAGAGGCAAUAUCCAUCUACUACUGUGAGAACCACUUCAGGUGCAUCGCAUCCUCCUUCGACUCGGCCGUACAUUUCGGGUUCGCGCAGAAGAUGAUCUCCAUCAACAGAAGUCACCAGGUGGACUUUCAGCUCAAACCCUUGCCCAUGUGCAGUGAGGGCCCAGUCAGCUGGCCAAACCUCAAGCUCUGGGUGCAGCGUCUACAUUCGAAGGAGUUAGGAUUCUUGAGAGAUAUGGGACUAGGGCGGCCUCGGGCGGAGACCACUGCACAGCCUGGCGCUGGCAUUCGAGCGGCAGAAGUCAUCAUGAUGUCCGGUAUCUUCAGUCUCGCCCUUGAUCUGAGAGAGACUCCGUGGUCAGUUGUUGAGGGAAUUUUGGAGAACUCUGAUGCUGCCUUGGCCACGCUGGAUGCAGCUUGGUCUUAG
This is a messenger RNA of Fulvia fulva, 600 nucleotides long. RefSeq lists its product as uncharacterized. The coding region runs from base 1 to 600 and encodes 199 amino acids. Lineage: Eukaryota; Fungi; Ascomycota; Dothideomycetes; Mycosphaerellales; Mycosphaerellaceae. The transcript has a single exon. The record is from RefSeq and is a predicted model, not a curated record.